CAAUAAAGAAAAAAUAAAACGUCACUGUCAAGUCAAAAACAAUUUUUGACGCAGUUCUCACAAGAAUGCCGUAAGAUUUCUUCAAAAAUGUUUAACAAAGUGUUUCAACGUGCUUUAAAAUUCCGUCUAAAAAAAUCUUAUCCGACUAACAUUUACGAUUUGUCGCGGGGUUCGGCCAUUGCUGUGAAAAGACCGUAUAGUGACGAAGUGCGUCGCGCGCAGGCGCAAACCGUAGCCGCGCCGGGACCUACAAUAUUCGACAAGAUUAUAUCGAAAGAAAUCAAGGCGGAUAUUAUUUAUGAAGAUGAUAUGUGUUUGGCGUUCAAUGAUGUGAAUCCUCAGGCUCCCGUGCAUUUCUUAGUGAUACCAAAACGCAGGAUUCCGCGUCUGCAAGAUGCGGAAGCUUCUGAUAAGGAGAUCCUCGGCCAUCUAAUGCUGGUGGCUCGUUCGCUAGGCGCUCAGAAGGCCCCAAGCGGGUGGCGUCUGGUGAUUAACAACGGUAGAGACGGCGCUCAGUCGGUGUACCAUCUUCACCUCCAUGUUAUCGGCGGUAGACAGAUGGGAUGGCCACCUGGCUAAUGGUAACCUGAGCGUCGUAACCGUUGGCUUCAUCAGCUAGUCUCUUACAUCUUUGGAGGGCUUUAGUUACUCUUCACUUAUGAAAUGUUGUUAUUCUCAAGCGAUUGUAUAUUACAUUAAUUCAAAAAGUUAUUCACUAACUUAUACACAGUUGGACAGAAAAGUUUUAGGUCUAAAACCAAUUUGGAUCGUGCAUGUCCGUUGCAUUCCGGACAUGUUUGCCUUUUUAGUCGCCAGUUUGCCAAAGAUCAAAAGAAGGUUUAAUGUAGGAAUCCGUAGAACGUAGGCAGAGCUCCGAUGAUCGGACGGAACACUCCAGAGAGACUGGCUUUUUGAAGUCAUUUUGAUAUGGUGAUAUCAAAAUUAUUACAAACACAAAUGAAUUAGCCUAUUACCUACGCGAUAUCUAAAACAGUGAAUUUUCAAACACCUUUCUGGUUUUUUAAGUUAUAACACAGUAGGUAGGUAUGUACACAUUUUAUUUUUUGCGUUAAAAUUAAAGUACUUUGAAACCGCAACAAGUGAUAUAUCUUUGUGUAAGCAAAGAUAUAUUUUACUUGUUUAUUAACAUAUUUUUAAAUGUUUUAUUGUGCUCAAACUAUUAAAGACAUUUUAAACGCCGAUAAGAAUCAAAUUCCUAUAAAUUAUGUGUUAAGCACAAAAUUGUCUUAGGAAUUUUCUGAUAAGAUAUAUUGCACAAAUGCGUAAUAAUGAAUGAAAAGUUUAAGAAUUUUUGAUCUGUUGAAGUGUAAUGUUUUUCAUGCUUUAAAUACCUUCAUAAAUUAAAUCUUGCAGACGAAUAAAUUCACUAAAUUUGUAAUUUUCAAAUCAUCAUUUAUCUGGUACAAAAUUAAAAAAAAUAUAUAAUUAAGUAUUAAAUGCCAUUGCCUUUUAGAUUUAGUGCAAUAAUUUGGCCAAAUUAGUUUUAAGAGUUUAGAUAUUAAUGUGCCUUUUAGUGCAAAAAAGUAUAUAUAAAACAAUUUCUCAAAAUAGUGUGUUUGAUAUAAUUUUAUAAUAAUUAAAAAAUAGUGUGGCGGUAAGAGUGGGAAAAGAUAUAAGAACUAACUUUUUAAUUUAAAUUGUUCCAUAAUCAGCACAUUGAGUGCUUCGGAUACGGCCCUCGCUGGCGUGGUCGGCGUUUUAUCUCUUUUCGCGCCUCUCGCUAUAGGCCCAUGUCAGGCGUUUUCUGUCAAACAUUAUCUCUUUGGCAAUGACGAACUUCCAUACAAAGUUACAUCCGCUAUUUCAACGUUUUCAACCCUAUUUCACGAUAAAAGUUAGGCUAUGUCCUUUUCCAAGGUCUAGUCUAUAUCUCUGUGUCGAAUUUCAUCAAAAUCGGUUCAAUGAUUUAGGCGUGAAAGCACAGUAGUAGUAAAGUAGGUAUUAUCCCAGUGGUAAAACAAUCCGCAAGUCACAAGCAAUCAGAAGAUAAUUGCAGACAGUUUUUGUACGAAGUCUUAAGACGCAUAUGCUUCCAAAACCAACAUCUUUUAAUUCCUACUCUUCUCUGCCAUACUUUACCAAAAUAUAAAGUGGCGUUUUGGUAUUUUCAAGAUUUUUGUAACAGGGUCAAAAAGGCCACAUCGAAGCAAUUCACCUAAACAGCAGUAUUGCAUUGCGCACUUACUUUCAUGUGCGCAAAUGUCAAAUAGCCAUAUUGCUUUUAAAUGAAUUGCUUCGAUGUGGUAUUUUUAAGCCCCCACUACGGCACGGCUAAUAGAAAAUUUCAAUUGUGUGUGUAUAUUGCCACAGUUUGAGCCCAAUGUUUAACUCUGAACAAACGGCGCGGCCAUUUUUGAUUAAAUAUAUUUAUAAAUUCCCGUCCAUAAUCCUUAAUGAUGCGGACAGAGCAACAAUUAAUCUGAAAACAACUUCCAGCUUUUGAUAUGAAGUCUCAAGAUAGAUCUGAUGAGCCGUACGCUGACAGGCGGUCAGCCCAUUGUCCAUAUAAUGGUUAGGAAGAGCACAAUCUGUCCUCUAUACUAAAAAUCUUUUUCGAUACCGCUUGGUACAAAAUUGGAGUCUCAAUUUAAAACUCAUAAUAUUAUUAUUAGUUUGUUAUAAGUAUCCUCCUUUCAAACACUGAAACUAGUCAGUAAAAACCUAAAAACAUAUUUUUAAAGAUCUUAGUAGUAUAGUGAAACACAUUGAGAAUCUGUCCUUUUCGAAUUAUGGCUUUGCCUUUUUUCUGGGCAAUUGAAAUAAACUCUAUUUUUUCUUUCGAUAAGAUGUUGCAUAAAUAAAAACAAAUAAUUAGGAGUUAAAAAAAUAUAUUUUUAUGAAUUUCCGUUAAAAAUAUUGUAAUAAAUGUCAAAAUCUGCUGGACAGAUAAAAAAGUCUUUCAUUAAUCUUAAAUUGUGCAAAAUAAAUGAUAUUGCAAUUUACUGUGUUAUGUACCUUAUAUGUUAAAAAGGGCAUAGCCUAAGAAUCUCAAAAAUAAGCCGUAUUAACAAUAGUCACAUAAAUCUAGUCAGAACAUACAAAAAAUAGAACAUUUUAUAUAAUGAAAUACAAUAUAGCAAACUAAUAAAAAAAGAUGAUUUUGUUUUUCAUUAAAACUAAGAAGACAUUUUCACUACUGUCUCCUGAACUAUUUUUUGGUAUUUUUGCAAUAGUCCUGUCUUUAUCGCACGCUUUUUGUAAUAGUAAGAGUAAACGGGACGGCAAACUGUGGUGUUUUUUUACAUACCUAAAUGAGAUAUUAUAAGAAAUUAUAAGAAUAAGUUUUACGUAGUACUAGAUGUCAUUUAAUUUUGUUUUUUCUUUGUUUAAAAGAUAUUUUGCGAAAGGUAAAUCAAUUUUGGGUAAUGCAAGGACCAAAAAAUAAUUUAAGAAAAAAAGUGUUCCUGUAAGGAGCCUUUGUAUCAAGUGAAAUUCAAAUAAGAAAAAAGCUACAUACACCUUUCGUAGAAUAUUCGAGUCACAUUUUAAAUUAAAAUGAGCAAAUUCUAUGUUACAAUGGUGCUCAAACACAAUUUUAUUAUUUUAAACCUGAAUUUACAUAACAUAAACAGCCUAUAUGCAUCCCACUGCUAGGCACAGGCCUCCCCUCAAUCAACCGGAGGGGGGAUGGAGCAAACUCCACCACGCCUAAACCUGAAUUUAAAGUUUAUUAAAUGGCAACAUAAUUAAAAGUAUAAUUUUUAUUUUAUUUUGAUUUGAUUGUUCUAAAAUUAGCUCUCUCCCUUUUGCACAUAUCGUAAUUCGUAAGUAAAGGACAGCCCUAUGGCUUUUUGGCGGGAACGUGAAUCGCUUGGUUGCUUUCUUCAUUGAAUAAUCUAAAUAAUUAAUACGAAAUGGUGUUUUGUGGUUAAUGGUCUUGUUAAGUUAAUCGGAAAACAUUCGCAAUUUUUAUACCGCAAUAUUGAAUAAAAAAGUGUACCUAUCAAUUUUCGCUUCGUAUCAAGAAGCCGCUUCAUUGCUCGAAAGUUUAUGCGUACUUUUGAGUCAAUUCAUUUGUUGUUGGGGUUCGGAAUAGGAGUCCCAACCCAGCCGGAGUUCAUCGUCAUCACCUUUUAUCAUUUCAUUAAUUUAAUCAUCAUUAAGAAAAAAAACACAAGACAUGGCUAUAUGGGCAUACUGCCCUUUGCCUAACCCUUAGGGGAAAACAAAAAGAGGACAGCCCUAUUUUUGGAACAUUCAAACGUGAUUCAAACAAAAAAGUAUCAAUGCCGUAAUCGAUAUUUGUUUUUUUUUAUUUAUAAUGUGACUCGCAACAAAUAGUUAUUUUAAGUUCGGUAGCGGGAGCGACGCAGUUACUCCCUAGUUUUUGUUAAACUUUUUAAAAACUAAAUCGGAGUAUGUUGAGUCGAUCACUUAAUGUUUAGAAUUUAAUUUUGUGUUAAAUUCUGUAACCAAAGGUUUAUUAAAUAAUUGUAGUAAUA
This is a messenger RNA of Pectinophora gossypiella (pink bollworm), 4463 nucleotides long. RefSeq names its product adenosine 5'-monophosphoramidase HINT1-like. Gene Ontology annotation, cellular component: nucleus; cytoplasm. Gene Ontology annotation, biological process: purine ribonucleotide catabolic process. The transcript is spliced from 2 exons. Gene Ontology annotation, molecular function: hydrolase activity. Lineage: Eukaryota; Metazoa; Arthropoda; Insecta; Lepidoptera; Gelechiidae. The record is from RefSeq and is a predicted model, not a curated record. The coding region runs from base 88 to 579 and encodes 163 amino acids.